GACAUUAACUGUGUGAAAAAUUUUAUUCUCAUUGGCAGUUAUCAAUAUUACAUAAGAUAAAAAUCCAGGCAGUACAUCAUGGCCCAUUCCAGCCGAAUUGUGCCGAUCCGAAUCGAGAAGUGGACUCUGCAACGCGUCUCAAUGCCAGAUUGCUCGUCUGUAAGCUCUUUGGAAGAAGAUUGCGGAUCAACCGAAUCCGAGGAUAUGUCUAUCAGCCCAGACACAUCCUGCCGCUCGAGUGCGGACGCGGACAAGAGUUUCGAUCUCGACAAUGAUUUCCGCGAGAAAUUGACCAAAUAUGAAGAUAUAAUCGAAAAGAUCGAAAAUUUACGGCUUGCGCGCAACGACGAAGACAAUAAAGAUGCCAAUAAGAAUGUCGACAGGACGCGCCACAUCAGUAGCGAAAAUGUGGACAACCUGGAGUAUCGGAACAGUUGUAAAUUAGAUCAUCAUACCGGUCAUACCGAUAAUGAGGAUAUUAACAACAACGAGGAUAAUAUCACGACUGAUGACAAUAAAGACUACUCGCCGCUUAACAUAUGCGACGACAAGAAACGAUACCAUCCUUUGUACGAUGGGAAUUCUCUGGACGACGAUUCGGAGUCCGAACAAACGAGACAGCAAGAGCAGGAGGAUUCCGACGAUUCCGAUCUAAUUCAACGAGGACCAGUCAAGCCAAAUUUUCAAUCAUCUCGUGCAUUAUCAUAUCCUUACUCCAUGAUGACCUGGUUACAAACGACGCGUGCAAACGACAGCGCAGAUGCCGCCUACGCAGUAGACUACGACAAAACUGCCGAGCAAAUCCUGAGGAAUAAGGAUUACAGCGAGAAACUGAAUCCUUGUUUAGACCAGCUAUCGGAUUCGAGUCGAAAUCAGACGUUGAUCGGAGCGAUGAACUUGGGGAUGGAACCCAGUUGGAUCGGGGAGAAUGAUAAAAAUAUUUUCCGUAACGGAGAUUCCAGCAAUGAUACCGCGGCACUUCCCUCCAUAGUUGUCGACGAUCCGGGAGAAGAGUCCUUGAUGGACAUCCUGUCGCAUGGCGGUUUUCAAGCCGCAUUGCUCUCAGACGCUGGCAGUCACUCGAUUCCCUCGCCAGGCGCGAAAACCUGGUCGGAUUCUCCAGCGAGCAGCUACAACUACGUUGUCUCGAGGUCGAAUAGUCGGGCGUCGAGUCGCGCCCAAUCACCGGGUUCUGCUACGAACGUGGAGUCACCGCAGAUGCACGUCAACGUCAUCGGCAGCCCGCUCGGUUCACCGCAGGUUGCAUCGACAUACCGUGUGCCGCAAACGUUAUCCUCCUCAUCCUCGUCCAACCAAUCCUACAGCGACGUGUCCAGCCCGAAUUAUCAAACACCCCUGAAUUAUCAGACUGAAGAACAGCUUGGUGAGUCCCUGUCCGGUUGGAAAGGCAUCUACGAGUCUUCAGGGACGAUUGUUAACAGCAGCGACACAAUCGACUGCGCGUUGCUUCAACUUGUGGAGCAGGUCAUAGAAGAGGAUAAGCAGAGCAAAGCGUUGAAGGAACCGCAGGUUGUCUCUAAUACCUCUUGCUACUCGUCAGUCUAUAACGACCGGUGUGUGUCCGUACAAACAUUGGGGAGUGAUGUGAAUCCCGCAUCCAGCGAAUGUCCUGGGAGCGGCAUGCGUAGCGAAAAGCUGGAGGCUUGUUUGAGCAUACCUAACACAGACUCCAUCCAGGUUGAGAGUCUAUCCAUCAAUAGUGACCUUAUAUCGGUUUAUGCGAGCAAAGGGACCACAGGAGGAUGUGCAUUCGUGAAUCGCGCGGUGAACGGCCACGCGACAAACAUGGAACCAAGGUAUUACGAACCGCAUGCGAAGAAUGACCAAGUCAACACAUCAGUUAUGCCGCAGCACGAUGCGAACACCUUGCACGAGCUCGGACUAACCGAUGAGACAUCCGUAAAGACAUCUGAACAGAACUUGAGGACGUCACAGGAGAAGUAUACGAUGUUCCAUGCCGCCGAUGGAGAAAAGAGAUACGAUCAGCCAUCGUCAAUGUUUGUACCCAGCGAUUAUCAAAUACCAACGAUGGUCUCCUCGUUUGUACCCAACCACUCUCAGAGGAACUUAAAACGAGGCAUAGUACCGUGGCCUUCGCUAAAUUUACCGUCUGUAAGAGCGAGUGAGAGGCUGAAGGAAGGAUUGCAUCCUAAGGAAGUGGAAAGAGCCAUGAGUAAUCUGCUGAAAAAAUCCAUUGAGGAACUGGCAGCCACAGAUGAGGAUGGUGACACAGCGCUAAUGUGCCUGGUGGGCAAUCCAGAGGAAUUGACAAAGAAGAAAGCUUACUUGGUGCCAUUGGUCGAGAGAUUGGGCAACCUGCCGAGCGCUCUAUCAAUGGUGAACAAUCGCAACGAAGACGCUUUGUACUUGGCCGCUAUGAAUUGUCCGGAAAUGCCAUACGUCACCGGAUAUCUAGCUGCCGCAAUGUUACAGAAAGGGAUCGAUAUCAACCAAAGAUUAUACCACAUGCGCGGCGAUACGCUGAUACAUUCGAUUGUAGCACGCGGCGAUUCUCACGGGGAGGUCUUGGCGGAAUUGUUAGCAUUGAAGACAGCGCAAGGAAAUCCCGUGUUUGAUUUAUCGAGGUGUAAUUAUGAUGGGAGAACCGCUCUUCACAUCGCAGUCGAAUCGCACGAUCUUUCUGGACGAGGCGUCAAGUCCUUGGCCAUAACGGAUCUUCUCUUGAAAAACGGCGCAAACAUCAAAAUCAAAGAAAGCAAAUGCGGCGACACCGCUUUACAUAUGGCAGCUUCGUUGAGUUGCGAUCCUGCACUCGUGAAGAUAUUACUGCGCAAGGCUACUUUGAAUGAUGUGAACGAAACCAAUUACAUGUACAACACGCCGUUGCACAUGGUCGCCGCUGUUUCGAGUACCGUAGACUUGGAGAAGCAGAAAGACGUCUGUCGGUUCUUGAUACAAGCUGGAGGCCAGACGAACAUACAGAACCGGCAAGGAAAAACGCCGCUGGCGCUCGUGUUACCGGAAAGGAAAGAAGCCAUCAAGAGGAUAUUCUAUAAGAAAGCGUGAUAACGAUAAAAGACAUUGAAAUGAGCUCAAUGAUGGGCAUUACAUAAGACUGAUUUCUGCGGAAGUAUUUAGGAGCACUUGGACUCUUUGGCGGUUUCCGCUCCAUUUUGUAAACUAAUUGCAAUAGGAUUCGCGACAUUCAUCACGAGCAAACUCUCAAGACUGUGACUCAAGUCAGCAAGGAGUACCAAUGAUACGUAUAACAUUAUUAGUUGCAUAAAAUUAUUUGAAAAAUUGUUGUAAUCCCAAAUUGCGCGAGUCAUUAAGGAAAAAACGUAAUUUA
Messenger RNA from Cyphomyrmex costatus, 3331 nucleotides. RefSeq lists its product as uncharacterized. Lineage: Eukaryota; Metazoa; Arthropoda; Insecta; Hymenoptera; Formicidae. Gene Ontology annotation, molecular function: protein binding. The record is from RefSeq and is a predicted model, not a curated record. The coding region runs from base 79 to 3048 and encodes 989 amino acids. Gene Ontology annotation, biological process: regulation of gene expression. The transcript is spliced from 8 exons. Gene Ontology annotation, cellular component: nucleus.